This is a messenger RNA of Tachyglossus aculeatus (Australian echidna), 986 nucleotides long. Its product is annotated as fibrinogen alpha chain-like. Lineage: Eukaryota; Metazoa; Chordata; Mammalia; Monotremata; Tachyglossidae. The transcript has a single exon. Gene Ontology annotation, cellular component: fibrinogen complex. Gene Ontology annotation, molecular function: extracellular matrix structural constituent. The annotation marks the transcript as partial. The record is from RefSeq and is a predicted model, not a curated record. Gene Ontology annotation, biological process: positive regulation of peptide hormone secretion; positive regulation of ERK1 and ERK2 cascade; platelet aggregation.
CUCUCCUUUGUAAAGUUGACUGCGAUUAACUUCUGCCAACCAGCUCAAAUUUUUUUUUUAGACUGCGAUGAUGUCCUACAAACACACCCUGCGGGGGCCCAAAGUGGCAUUUUCAGUAUCAAGCCAGCGGGAUCCAGUAAGGUUUUUUCUGUUUAUUGCGACCAAGAGACCGGUUUGGGAGGAUGGCUCUUGAUCCAACAGAGAUUGGAUGGAUCGGUGAAUUUUAACCGGACCUGGCAGGACUACAAGGAAGGUUUCGGCAGCCUGGAUGCCAAAGGGGAAGGAGAGUUCUGGCUAGGCAACGAACACCUUCACUUGCUGACCCAGCGGGACACGGUCCUUCGGGUCGAAUUAGAGGACUGGUCAGGCAACGAGGCCUACGCAGAGUAUAACGUCCACGUAGGUUCCGAGGCGGAAGGGUACAUCCUCCGGGUGUCCGCCUUCGAGGGCACGGCAGGCGAUGCCCUGCUCCUGGGCUCCUUGGAGGAAGGGACAGAGUACACCUCUCACGCCAACAUGCAGUUCAGCACCUUCGACAGGGAUGCAGACCAGUGGGAAGAGAACUGUGCUGAAGUGUAUGGGGGCGGUUGGUGGUAUAACAACUGUCAAGGGGCUAAUCUCAAUGGCAUCUAUUAUCCCGGGGGCCAGUACGACCCACGGAACAAUAGUCCGUAUGAGAUUGAGAAUGGGGUGGUCUGGAUCCCAUUCCGGGGGUCUGACUACUCCCUCAGGACUGUCCGAAUGAAAAUCAGGCCCCUAGAAACCCAGCUGGCAGAAGUGGGAAAUGGAGGGAUUUUUUAGUGGAGAGGGAGGAGAGAGUGUUUGAGGACAAAGCAGGGGUAGAAGUGGUGGGGUGGAGGGUUCUUCCAACUCAACGACAAAUUUAUGGUGCUGUUUUCAUUAUCCUUUGUACUGUAACUGAAUGUAACUGAGACAUAGCUGUGUUUUGAAAAAUAAAAAUUGUGUGAAUGAUUUCAUCUGAAAAA